Molecule: messenger RNA, 6969 nt
Organism: Phalaenopsis equestris
Lineage: Eukaryota; Viridiplantae; Streptophyta; Magnoliopsida; Asparagales; Orchidaceae
Product: ATP-dependent helicase BRM-like
Exons: 14
Coding region: 324-6857 (2177 amino acids)
Biological process (GO): positive regulation of transcription by RNA polymerase II
Cellular component (GO): nucleus
Molecular function (GO): ATP binding; DNA binding; ATP-dependent chromatin remodeler activity
Source: RefSeq, a predicted model, not a curated record
UAUAAAUCUUGAGGGAAAAAAUUGUGGGAAAAACCUGAAGAAUGAGGCCUUCUAGGGUUUGACUUUGGAAAGCGGCUAGGAUUUGUGUUUGUCGUUGAAUCACCGCCUCCUCCGGCCACCUUCCGGCGAUCCCUCUCAUCGGAUCUGCAGUCGGUCCGACCUUGGGACGAGUAGCAGUCAAAGCAACUUCGAUUCAUCUUUAAUCAGGUGGGGGCCGGGAGUGAGGAAAAAGAGUGAGCAUGUGUAGAUUGUGGAGCUGGCGGAUAUUUAGGGCUACUGGUUUCCGGAAAAAAGUUUGAAUCCUUGUCGGCGAGGUUACUUGUAUGCAAACCGGAGGCGGAGCUCUUGGGCGAGGGCGGAGCCCAACGGUGGCUCCGCCACCGACAGGUCUGUCGUCCUCUUCGGCAAGUGCGUCUCCUUCGUCGUCCUCAUCCGCUGUAUCUGCUCCGAGGCACAUAGGAUUUGAGUCACUGCGGCAGCAGCAGCAGCAGCUCGCGCUUAAGCAGUCACUAAAGCAACAGCAGCAGCUGCUACAACCAAGGAAACUUGAACAAGAGAAUCUGCUAAAUUAUAAAUUAGGUGCCAUGCAUGGAGUCAUUGGUGGCAGUAGCUUCCCAUCAUCUUCUGGUGUACCUGCAUCAAAAGUUCCCAGGAACUUGCCUCCCAACUAUGCAAGGCAACUUCAUGAGAAAAAGCCAAGUGGGCAUGCUCUAGAUCAGCCACAAAACUCAAUACACCAACCUUAUGCCCAGUUUGCUAUGCAAUCUGCUCAACAGCAGCAGAAAGCACUUAAUAACAUAUCAGUGCAACAAGGUGAAUUUCGCAUGAUGGGACCACCUGCUGGUACUGAAGAGAUAAUGCAGGAACUAAUGCAUGUUAAAGCAGGAAACCGAGCACAGCCUCCGAGAUUUACUAACUCAGCUGAUCAUGUCGGAUGUGAUGAGAAAAGGAAUGAACAUAACCAUAUUUAUAAUGGUCAGAAGAAUGAGCUGAAGGUUCCCCAAACUGCUACCGAACAGUUUACUCCAACAAACAUGGUUAGGCCGAUUCAAUUAAUGCAGUCACAGGGAAGCAUGGGAAACAUUACAAGCCAGCAGUUGAUGAUGGCUCAGUUGCAAGCUAUGCAAACUUGGGCAAUGGAGCACAAUGUUGAUCUUAAAAAUCCUUCCAAUGCUAAUCUGGUAGCUCAGUUUCUACCUAUUUUGCAAUCAAGUAGCUUGGCUACAAUGCAGAAGCCAAAUGGCAGCAGCAUACUUGCACAGAAAUCUAGUUUGUCGACCUUUAAGCCACAGGUUAUCACAUCAACCGUUGCCAAUGAAAAUUCUGCUCAAGGAAAUUCAAUGAAUAAUGUGUCUAGUCAGGCUGGGCUUGCAAGAAGUGGUGUGGCCACCAUUCCUGUGAAUUCCAAGAGUAUACACAUGCAGCAGCCUCAGGCCGUUCAGAUCAGUGUUACACAAAAUGAUGAUGUUGUAACAGGUGGUAGUUCUGGAUCAGUGUUGUUUCUGCCACAAGAUUCUACUAGUUCGAGCCAAAGUUUUGAUCUUUCAAAUGGCAAGAAAUUGGUGGCAACUGAUUUGGCACAGAUGCGAUCUUUUAGGAAGUCUCAGGACAUUGGACUUCCUACUCCACCAUCUGCGUUGCCGUCAAAUGGAGUUGCAGGGAUUCAUGUGCUUGCCCAAGGAGGGUCAGAGCAGGCCACAAAGCAGCAAAUUGGAUUUACGGAACAACAAUUACUUGUUCUUAAAGCACAAAUAUUGGCUUUUAGGCGAAUCAAGCGUGGAGAAAAUGCUCUUCCGCCUGAACUUUUACAAUCAAUUGUGCCAUCUCCUCUUGAUUCACACUCUCAAGUGGCUCUACUUUCUCCAAAGAUGACUAAACAGGAAAAUUUUACGGGACAAGAACCUGAGGAGCAUAGAAGGCAUCCUGAAAACAACAACGUUCCCCAGCCUGCUAGUCUGAGCAAGGGUCAUAUUCUUCCCAGAAAGUUGCCUGUCGGUGAGGAGAAAGCACCAGUGGUGAGUCCCCUACAAGUAGAGGCAGUAGCACCAAAGGAAGAUGAUGGAGCAGUUACUACUGAGAAUGCACCAAACAUUCACCUUGUUUCUGUAAAGUCCGAGCAAGAUGCUGAUCAUGACAGCCCUUUCAAGGGCGAGAGUGAUGCGGACAAGGGAAAAUCUGUUCCUUCAACUAGUUCUUCAGUGGAUGUUGAGCAAGAAAAGAAGCUUGCCCCAGAUAAGGCUAGUGUGCCAUCAAAUGCCAAAAAGUAUCAUGGUCCACUUUUUGAUUUGUCUUUAUAUAUAAGAAAAUAUGAACUUUUGGGUUUGACAACGACAAUUAACUCAAACAGUUUUACAUUAGCCUAUGAUGUAAAAGAAUUGCUUUAUGAAGAAAGCAAGGAAGCGCUGAGAAAGAAAAGGAAUGUGUACUUGAAAAAACUUGGUAAUUUACUUGCUUUUAACUUGGAGAGGAAAACAAUUAAGCCUGAUCUUGUUUUGAGGCUGCAAAUUGAGGAGAAAAAGCUUCGACUUUUAGAUAUACAGACACGCCUCAGGGAUGAAGUGGAUGAACAACAGCAGGAGAUAAUGGCCAUGCCAGACAGGCCGUAUCGAAAGUUUGUUAGACAGUGUGAGCGUCAAAGGUUAGAACUUGUUAGGCAAGUGCAACAGCUACAAAAAGUGAAAAGGGAGAAACAACUAAAGGCCAUAUUCCAAUGGCGCAAGAAGCUUCUCGAAACUCACUGGGUUAUUCGUGAUGCACGGACCACUCUUAAUAGGGGCGUAGCUAAGUAUCAUGAGAGAAUGCUAAGGGAGUUCUCGAAGCGGAAGGAUGUUGAUCGCAGUAAAAGAUUUGAGGCAUUGAAAAACAAUGAUGUUGAUAGAUAUAGAGAAAUGCUUUUAGAGCAACAAACAAAUAUUCCUGGAGAUGCAGCUCAACGGUAUGCUGUUCUGUCAUCCUUCUUGUCUCAGACAGAAGAAUAUCUUUACAAACUUGGAACCAAGAUAACAACAUCAAAGAAGCAACAAGGUGUAGAGGAGGCAGCAAAUGAUGCUGCUGCUGCUGCGCGAUCCCAGGGUCUUUCUGAAGAAGAAGUUAAAGCUGCUGCAGCAUGUGCUCGAGAAGAGGUAAGGAUAAGGAACACAUUCUCUGAGAUGAUGAACGCAAGGAGAGAUGGGUCAUCAGCUAACAAGUACUAUACUCUGGCACAUGCUGUCAAUGAAAAAGUUCUAAGACAACCAUCAAUGUUAAGAGCUGGAACCUUGAGGGACUAUCAACUUAUUGGGCUUCAAUGGAUGCUUUCCUUGUACAACAACAAGUUAAAUGGUAUUCUGGCUGAUGAGAUGGGUCUUGGAAAAACUGUACAGGUCAUGGCUUUGAUUGCUUAUUUGAUGGAGUUCAAAGGAAAUUAUGGACCUCAUCUCAUUAUAGUGCCAAAUGCUGUCUUAGUGAAUUGGAAGAGCGAACUGCAUAAUUGGCUGCCAUCUGUAUCAUGUAUUUUCUAUGUUGGCUCAAAGGAAGAGCGAUCAAGAUUGUUCUCUCACGAGGUUUCUUCUAUGAAAUUUAAUGUACUUGUGACUACCUAUGAGUUUGUCAUGUAUGAUCGGUCCAAGUUAUCGAGAAUUGAUUGGAAGUAUAUUAUUAUUGAUGAAGCUCAACGUAUGAAGGACAGGGAGUCUGUCUUAUCUCGGGAUCUUGAUAGGUAUCGUUGCCAAAGAAGAUUGCUACUUACUGGUACACCCUUGCAGAAUGAUUUGAAAGAACUUUGGUCACUCUUAAAUCUACUUCUACCAGAAGUAUUUGACAAUCGAAAAGCAUUUCAUGAUUGGUUUUCAAAGCCCUUUCAGAAAGAUGGCUCAUCACAUACUCAAGAGGAAGAUGAUUGGCUUGAAACUGAAAAGAAAGUAAUUGUCAUCCACAGGCUUCACCAAAUCUUGGAACCUUUCAUGCUUAGGCGACGUGUUGAAGAUGUGGAAGGGUCACUUCCUCCCAAGGUCUCAAUUGUUUUGAGGUGUAGAAUGUCAGCUUUACAGGGUGCCAUAUAUGACUGGAUUAAAUCGACUGGUACCAUCAGGGUAGAUCCUGAUGAUGAAUUGCGUAGGGCUGAGAGGAAUCCAAAUUACCAGAUUAAGAUGUAUAGAAAUCUUAAUAACAAAUGCAUGGAGUUGCGGAAGGCAUGUAAUCAUCCCCUGCUCAACUACCCUUAUUUUAAUGAUUAUUCAAAAGAGUUUCUUAUUAGGUCAUGUGGGAAACUCUGGAUCCUUGAUAGGAUUCUGCUAAAACUCCAUAGAGCAGGACAUCGUGUUCUUCUUUUUAGCACCAUGACCAAACUCCUUGACUUAGUAGAGGAAUAUUUACAAUGGCGUCGACUUGUAUAUAGAAGAAUUGAUGGAACAACCAGCUUAGAAGAUCGUGAAUCAGCUAUUAUUGAUUUUAAUAGCCCUGUUUCUGACAGUUUUAUCUUCUUGCUCAGCAUUCGUGCUGCAGGAAGAGGUCUGAAUCUCCAGACUGCCGACACGGUUAUUAUUUAUGAUCCGGAUCCAAAUCCUCAGAAUGAAGAGCAAGCAAUAGCUAGAGCUCAUCGCAUUGGCCAAAAGAGGGAGGUCAAAGUCAUAUAUAUGGUAGCAGUUGUUGACAAGAUCUCAAGCUAUCAGAAAGAGGAUUACUUAAGGAAUGGUGGAAGUGGAGAUUCAGAAGAAAGAUGUGCUGGCAUGCAUCAAUACAUAGGCUCAAUUGAGAGCCUUAUACGGAAUAACAUUCAACAGUAUAAAAUUGAGAUGGCAGAUGAGGUUAUAAAUGCUGGCCGUUUUGAUCAGAGAACAACACAUGAAGAAAGGAGAAUGACUUUGGAGGCAUUGUUGCAUGAUGAAGAAAGAUAUCAAGAAACAGUUUAUGACGUUCCAUCUCCCUUAGAGGUAAAUCGUAUGAUAGCUCGGAGUGAGGAGGAAGUUGAGCUAUUUGAUCAAAUGGAUGAGGAGCUUGAUUGGAUGGGAGAGAUGACAAAGCACGAUCAGGUUCCAAUGUGGCUACGGGCUGACUCUAAGGAAUUAAAUGCUUUUAUUGCAAGGCUAUAUAAGAGGCCAUCAAAGAACAUUUUAGGCAGUGUUGUUGACUUGGAAUCCAGUGAGAUGAUACCUGGCUCAUCACUUUGCAAAACAGAGAGAAAAAGGGGACGACCAAGAGGAGUAAUAGCCCACAAAUAUUCAUCUUAUGUGGAAUUUGAUGAUGAAGAUGGAGAAGAUUUUGAUGCUGGCUCAGAGGAAGAAAAUGUGUAUUCCUCACGAGAGGAAGAUCGAGAAUUAGGAUAUAUUGAAGAUGAAUAUUUAAGUGUUGCUGCUGAUUUAGAAGGAAACAUUAAAAAUUCUUUGGAAGAGGGGGCACUGGUUUGUGAUGGCGCUGGUUAUGAAUUCUCACAUUGCAUUGAGAGAAGCAAAGAUAUGUGUGAGGAAGCUGAUUCCACAGGAUCUUCUUUUGGAAACAGAAGAGUGCAGCAACCUGUUACCCCUUCCAUCUCUUUACGGAAAUUUGGAUCUCUAUCUGAAUUAGGUGCUCGGCCAGGUGUUCUUUCAACAAAGCUAAAUGAGCUGGAGGAAGGUGAAAUUGCUGCAUCUAGUGAUUCACGUAUAGAGAUUCAACAGUAUGGUAGUUGGAAUCACUACCGAGAUGAUGGUGAGGAUGAGCAGGUCAUGCAGCCUAAAUUUAAGCGCAAACGCAGUAAGCGCUUUCACCCUAGACACACUGUGGAAAGACUGGAAGAGAAGUUCAGUACUUAUAGGACUUCUCAGCAUGGCUUUCAACCUCUUUCACAUGAUCAUCAUGAUAAUAGUAAGGUUUCAAGGAUAUUCAAUGGUCCUCUUUCGAGUAGACAUGGCAGAUCUCCUUCAUCUCUGAAGCAGAGAAGUUAUAGCCCCACAAGAAGGGCUCCAAUUAUCAAUAAACAGAAGUCUGGAGGAUCUAGUUACUUGAUUGGAUGUGAAGAAGAUGUCCUGGAUCAAUCCAGGGAGAGUUGGAAUGGCCAGGCCAGUUGUAAUACUGGCCCUGGUCUUAUCAGAAGAAAAUCGCUUAACAGUAUGCAGAGGAAGUGCAAGAAUGUAAUUAGCAAGUUGCGGUGGAUGAUAGAUAAAGAAGGUUGUCAACUUGUACCUUUGUUUUAUGAUUUAUGGAAGAAAAAUGAUUCCUCAAAACCCAGAAGCAAUUUUUCGAAGAUGAGCAGCCCUCUUAAUUUGCAGAGUAUUGAUCAGCGAGUCGAAAGUUUAGAGUAUGCUGAGGUGGCAGACUUUAUUGCUGACGUGCAGUCAAUGUUAAGAAAUGUAGUUCAGUUUUACAGACACUCACAAGAGGCAAAAUAUGAAGCAAGAAAGCUCCAUGAUAUCUUCUUCCACAUCAUGAAGAUAGCUUUCCCAGAUUCAGAUUUUAAGGAGGUGAAGAUGGCACUCACUUUCUCAAGUCCCGCUCAGGGCAGAACCUUAGCGAAGCAGAGCUCGAAGCCAUGCAUCAUAAACCAAUCCAAACUACAGAAGAUGGUUAGGGAAGAUGGAGGCCUCAGCCCUCAUAGGUCUGCAACUCGAACACCAAUUUUCAAAUCCAAUUCAUUACUUACUCACCCUGGUGACCUAGUUAUCUGCAAAAAGAAGAGGAAGGACAGGGAGAGAUCAUCAUUGAGACCAAAGAUGGGCCCAGUCCGAACGUCAUUGCCAAUCGAGAAAGAUUAUGCACGCCCAACGCAGCGGAAGGUUGAUCGAGCCUUUUACGCCGAGCAACUGGGAGGUCGUGGUAGCGAUGCUUCCAGCAUGGAAGAAUUGAGAUGGGCCUGGCCUGUGAAAAGAAUGAGAAGUGAUGCUGGGAGAAGGAGGCCAAUCUAGUUGUCGUUUAGUCUGUAGAUCUGUAGAUUAUUUUGUUUGUAGAUAAACAUAUAUAUGUUACAUUAUUUUUGUAACAGGAAGGGGUUAAGAUAUAACUCUUUGCAUUGAUUUU